This is a messenger RNA of Mytilus californianus (California mussel), 1559 nucleotides long. RefSeq lists its product as uncharacterized. The record is from RefSeq and is a predicted model, not a curated record. Gene Ontology annotation, molecular function: protein binding. The coding region runs from base 115 to 1350 and encodes 411 amino acids. Lineage: Eukaryota; Metazoa; Mollusca; Bivalvia; Mytilida; Mytilidae. The transcript is spliced from 3 exons.
ACGACCAGGACAAAUCUUAUAGGAACAGUUGUGAAUCGUGAUUUGGAAUUUGAAUUAUGCAUAAAAACAUAAGGUAAGGAUAAGCAUAAAAAGGUAUAUUCAUGCUUGAGUAGAAUGUUUUUUGUUCUUGUCGCACCUUUGAAAUUUAAUUUACUUGAUAUAGGUCAAAUGCCCUGUAAAAAGACUCGACAUGCAUUGGUUGUGAAAGCUGGUUAUAGUUUGAUAUUAAACUGUACUUGCUUUGACAAGACCAAUGGCAAAUGGACUGGUCCAAGUAAGACAUCUUCAUCGGCUGCUGACCAUUACAUGCCAUACACUCUUGGAACAGAUUUGAACCCAAGCUUACAGAAGUCAAAAUACAUGAUUUUUGGUGGAUACGAUGUUAAAAAAUGCAAUUUAAAGAUUACUAACUUCAUGUCAGAUGACGAUGGGACAUACAUGUGUCAGUAUAUCAAUUCAUCAACAAUUUACAUAGAUGUAUACAACGUAGUUGCAACAAAUCAUCCUGAACCUCCUGCACAUGUGUCAGCCGUAUUGAAUUAUACCACUAUCGUGGUUUAUUGGCAGCCUGGAUUUAACGGAGGGAAUCCCCAAAGGUUUUGUAUUGAGUAUAGACCUGAAACAAAAUCAGAAUGGGAAGUUGUAGGGUCCAUAGCGCAAUCAAUGUUCACAGUGGACCAAGAGUUGAAGUUCACAAUUAAUCAUAUCCUAUAUGCGAAAAAGUAUUAUCUACGGAUGUUUGCUAGAACUCAUGUUGGACAAAGUAAUUACUCAAACAUCUGUAUUGUAGAGAUGGAAGACUGUAGCUGCAACUCCGAGAAAUAUACUAAUCAUAUCUGGCAGAUAACAAGUAGUUUGUUAGGAGGAAGUCUUAUUUUCACAAUUUGUGUGAAUAUUUAUUGCUUACUGACACGAAAAAAAACUGGAAUGGUUGUAGAAUUUCCACUUGAAGGUCAAUAUUAUGAAAUCGGAUCCAUCAAUGAUAGCAAUGCGAGUAUCCAAGGCAUACCAAACCAUAUACAAGAAGUAGUAACUAGUUUCAAUAGACCAGCUUCGCAAAGUACCAACAGUAAUGCAUCUUCUUUCCAAAACGUGCCCUCCUCGGAAAGUUCGGUACCCAGUCUAUCAAAUCUACUGCUGAAUGAAGACGGAUAUGAAAAUCCUUAUCAGACAAUUGACCAUGAAAAUAUUGAAUUGCAUUCAUAUAGUAUCAUAACGUCAAAUAUGUAUCAAAACACAACAAUUUUUUAUAAAAAUAUGCAAACUAACAAAAUUGAGCAUCCUAUUCAAAUCGAUAGAAAAAGAGAUCCUUGGCUAAUUAUUUACAACAAAAACUUUGUAAAUGCAUAAACAAGAGAACGUUUUUUGUUGUAAAGAUCUCAUUGCAGAAAAUUAAUACACUACUUCAUUACCCUUGAAGGCAUGGCCGUCUAGAACAGAACUGGUAGUAAAUUAACUCGAUGAACGUAUGGGAAUUAUAAACAUGGAUCCAAUUCCAUUCUUGAUGUACAUGAAGCAUUCGUUUAAACUCUCCUUUUUUUCCCUGAUGUCUAAGUCAU